AAAACAAGGGCGCGUUUGUAGAUGCGCAGCGAGGAUUUGUGUCUUCUUACGCGGAUCAAGGGAGAGGGAAGGGGGCGGAGCCCCUGGGCUACUUUGUAGGGACGCGCUUCGGGGGUCUGGCGAAGCGGCGUGCGUAGACCUGCCGGGUGCUUUCCUCUCCACGCGUUCAGCGAUGCCGGGUUGAGAUGCUUCUCCAAAAUGGCCCGCACCAGGAAAUGUAACAAGCACUUUGCAGAGGCCUAAAGUGGGGCAGGAAGUCGGAGGCGCGCUGGAAUCGCCCGGCGCGCAGAGCGAACCCGGGAGCGAGGAUCGCGAAAGGGGGAUCGCCAAAUUGCCGGCCCUGAUGCCCCGGCGCUCGCGGGGGGCCGGUUCUGUGGCGCAGCCCAGGGCAGAGGCAGGGCUACGAGAAGAGUCCGGCUGGAGAGGAGGAGCCUCAGCUCUGCGCCCCCAGAGUCUGGGAUCGUGGCCGACAUUGACUUGGAGAACAUCCUCUCUCUGAGCAGCGAGAGCUUCUACGAACUCAAGAGCCAACCUAUUGGUGUCAGCCCUCCAAGGGCCCCAGCUCAAGGUCCUAGCAUGUCAUCCCGGGUUCUGCUCCGGCAGCAGCUUAUGCGGGCGCAGACGCAAGAACAGGAACGUCGGGAGCAGCAACAGGCAGCACAGUUCACCCCUGCCUCCGCUGCACCAUCUACUCCAGCAAUUUCUGUGAGCCCGCUAGCUCGCCCUGCCCCUGCCCAGGUGCCUGUGGAGGUGUUGAAGGUUCAAACGCACCUGGAGAACCCCACCAAGUACCACAUCCAGCAGGCGCAGAGACAGCAAGUCAAACAGUAUCUUUCUACUGCCAUGGGGAGCAAGUUGUCAACCCAGGCAUUAACUGGGACUAGCCCUGGUGCACCCACCUGCUCCCCACAGGCUGCUUCAGCUCCUGAGCCUGCACCUGGUUUGCCUCACCAGCAGGGAGUGGCAGGAGGCACUGGCAGUGCCCCCAAUAGCCCUAUGGCUAUGCUCAACAUUGGUUCCAACUCUGAGAAAGAGAUUGAUGAUGUCAUUGAUGAGAUUAUCAGCCUGGAAUCCAGCUACAAUGAUGAAAUCCUAAACUAUGGUGGUCUGCAGAUGCCCAGCACUCUUCCAGUCUCUGGAAACCUCCUGGAUGUGUACAGGAACCCAGGAAUGAUGGAGCCAGCUGUAACUGUCAGCAACUCCUGCCCAGCUGACCUGCCCAAUAUCAAGAGAGAGAUGUCAGAAAAUGAAGCCAAAGCAUUUCUGAAGGAAAGGCAGAAGAAAGACAACCACAAUUUAAUUGAACGACGGCGGCGGUUUAAUAUAAAUGACCGAAUCAAAGAACUGGGGACCCUCAUCCCCAAAUCUAAUGACCCGGAAAUGCGCUGGAAUAAAGGAACUAUCCUGAAGGCCUCAGUGGAUUACAUCCGCAAAUUGCAGAAAGAACAGCAGCGCUCCAAGGAGAUGGAGCUGAGACAACGCAAAUUAGAGCAAGCUAACCGCAGCCUGCAGCUACGAGUACAGGAGCUGGAACUCCAGGUCCAGAUGCACGGGUUGCCUUUGACUUCCACCCAGGGGCUUCUGGCACAGUCCUUGGGAGGAGACCUGGCUCCGCCAUUUGCAGAGUCCCUGGAUCUGCCCUUUUCAGCUGAAGAGCUGGGUCUGGGUCUUGCACUGGGAUCUGACGGGGGAGCCUUGCAAGAUGUUCUCAUGGACGAUGGGACUGCUCUGUCCCCGCUGGGCGCCUCCGACCCACUCCUUUCCUCUGUCUCUCCUGGUGCCUCAAAGGGCAGCAGUCGCCGUUCCAGCUUCAGCAUGGAAGAUGAUUCAUGAUGGCAGCCCUUGGCAUUGGGGGCAGUAGGGAUGGAGGAGCUGGAAAUGGCUUUGCCAUUUUACAUGUCUUGUUCUGGCCCAAUGCAGACUUUGCUGCUUACACUCAUCAGCUUCAAAUCUUGGAGGCUCCUCUCUUCGGUUGCUAUAGGCUGUGUCCCUCUGGAAGUACCACCCCUUUCAUAAUAUUCUAUAUUUUUAAAGGUACCCCUUUAACAAAAAGGAGGGAACUCAUGGUUAAAUUUUCUUCCUACAGAAGGUGGGCUCGAACCAUGUAAUAGCAAACGUCCUUCCUAGAAGCAGUAGAAACAGAAUUUUGUCACUAAUUGUGGGACUGUAUGUUAUCUGCACCCAUUAAGGCUCAGAAACUCAGUGUGAUAAAUUUGUGCAUCUCCCUUACCUGUUCUAAACUUCAAUAGGGUAUUGCUUUAAUGCUGUGCAAAGAGCAUGUAAUCACAAACCUUGAUUCCUUCACUCUAACCUUUACUUUACACUCUUGCAUCUUUGCUGUAUAUAAUUUGAGCAGAAUUGGGAAGGGAGGGGAGGAGGAAAGUGGACUUCUUUCAUAGUGUUUUUGCAAAGCAGAGAGCCACUACCUUUUUUUAAAAAAGAGAGCUUUAUUUUAUAUAGAUAUUGGACUUUUUAAUUUGUACAUCUUAGCCUUUUCCUGUCAUUAUUUCAAAGUUUUACUAAACUGCCACUUUCUAGUUAGUGAAACCUUAACAUUUGAGUUACUUGGCACUCUACUUCACAAUAUGGCUAGCCCAUGUGAAGGGGGGACAAGACAGUGCCUCUUGGAACUUCACUGGGAAAGGUGGAGGGCAAAAAAAAAAGUAAAUAAUGUCCUUGUAAUUGCACAUAUGACUAUUGAAGUGUCAUGGCUGCUCAGUAGGAUUUAAUUGCCAUUUCCUGUUUUUGUAAGAUAAAUGAAACUAUAAUCAG
Python bivittatus (Burmese python) is the source of this 2772-nucleotide messenger RNA. It is a transcript of the gene TFE3, whose product is annotated as transcription factor binding to IGHM enhancer 3. Gene Ontology annotation, cellular component: nucleus. Gene Ontology annotation, molecular function: DNA-binding transcription factor activity, RNA polymerase II-specific; protein dimerization activity; RNA polymerase II cis-regulatory region sequence-specific DNA binding. Gene Ontology annotation, biological process: regulation of osteoclast differentiation; positive regulation of DNA-templated transcription; regulation of transcription by RNA polymerase II. The record is from RefSeq and is a predicted model, not a curated record. Lineage: Eukaryota; Metazoa; Chordata; Lepidosauria; Squamata; Pythonidae.